GAGCAGAGGGGGUAGUGGCGAGAGGAGAAGUGCGAGAGCGUCGAGGCGAUGCUGCCCUCGCUGCUGCUGCUGCUUCUGCUGCUGCCGCCGCCGCUGCCCGCCGCCCGCUGUCCGCCCCGCUGCGCCUGCACACAGCGCGCCCUGCGCUGCCCGGCCCCGCCGCAGGGGGCGCUGCCCGCGCCCGCCCGCGCAUCAUUCACUCACCUGCCUGUCAAAGUAAUCCCAUCACAUGCAUUUGAAGGACUGAGAGACGCCUUCAUCAUUGAAAUCUCUCAGAGCGACUCCCUGGAGAGAAUAGAAGCAAGCGCUUUUGACAGCCUUCCCACCUUGUCUGAAAUAUUAAUCCUGAACACGAAAAAUCUGUUGCACAUCGAGGAUGGAGCGUUCAGAAACCUUCCAAGGCUAAAAUACUUGAGCAUUUGUAACACUGGAAUAAGACAAUUUCCAGACCUGACGCAGAUCUUCUCAUUAGAAGCCCAUUUUAUUUUGGAGCUCUGCGAUAACUUGCGUAUGACAACUAUACCACAAAAUGCUUUCCAGGGGAUGAACAAUGAAUCACUGACGCUCAAGUUAUAUAAAAAUGGAUUUGAAGGUAUCCACAGCCAUGCCUUCAAUGGGACAAAGCUGAAUCAACUAAUCCUGAAGGAUAAUAAGAACCUCAGGUGGAUCCACAAUGAUGCCCUGAGAGGGGCCACGGGGCCAGAUGUCCUGGAUAUUUCUUCCACGGCACUGGAGUCCCUGCCUAGUUAUGGGCUGGAGGCCAUUCAAGUCUUAAAUGCAACAUCAUCUUACUCGUUAAAGAGCCUGCCGCCACUGGAUAAAUUCAGCAGUCUUCUGGAAGCUGUCCUAACGUACCCCAGCCACUGCUGUGCUUUUCGAAACCUACGGACAGAGAAACAGAAUUCCUUGCUUUCCAUUUUUGACAACUUCUCCAAAGAGUGUGAAAGCACCAUGAGGAAGCCGACUAAUGAAAUAUUUAGUUACAGAGAUGAUUCUUACAACACAUCACUGUGGUCAGCAGAAAAGAAUUCAUACCAGUUUGCAACAGAUGAAGAAACCUCUCCUUACAGCUACUCAGCCAUUUUUGAUGACAGUGAAAUGACCAACUUCGACUUUGAGUAUGACUUUUGUCAGCCUAAAAUACUCACAUGCACUCCAGAACCAGACGCAUUUAAUCCCUGCGAAGACAUCCUGGGAUACAGCUUCCUGAGAGUCCUGAUCUGGUUUAUAAACAUCCUUGCCAUUGCUGGCAACUUCACUGUGCUCCUUGUUCUCAUCACCAGCCAUUACAAGCUCACUGUUCCUCGCUUCCUCAUGUGCAACCUCUCCUUUGCUGAUUUUUGCAUGGGGCUUUACCUGCUGCUCAUCGCUUCCGUUGAUGCCCAGACGAGUGGUCAGUACUACAACCACGCUAUAGACUGGCAGACAGGCAGUGGCUGCAGCACUGCUGGCUUUUUCACAGUGUUUGCCAGCGAGCUCUCAGUGUACACGCUGACGGUGAUCACUGUAGAAAGGUGGCAUACCAUCACCUACGCCAUGCAGCUGGACCGAAAGUUACGGCUGAGGCAUGCCGUGCCCAUCAUGCUCGGCGGCUGGAUAUUCUCCAUUCUAAUAGCAGCGCUGCCUCUCCUUGGGAUCAGCAGCUACAUGAAGGUCAGCAUUUGUUUACCCAUGGAUAUCGAAACAGGUCUUUCCCAAGCCUACAUCCUGCUGAUCUUAGUGCUAAAUGUUGUCGCCUUCAUCGUCAUCUGUGCUUGCUACAUCAAGAUUUACAUAGCUGUUCAGAAUCCAGAGCUGGUGGCUGCCAAUAAAGAUACCAAGAUUGCCAAGAGAAUGGCGAUACUGAUCUUCACAGAUUUUACCUGCAUGGCACCCAUCUCCUUUUUUGCCAUAUCCGCUGCCUUUAAGGUACCUCUUAUCACAGUGACAAACUCCAAGAUUCUGCUGGUUUUGUUCUACCCCGUCAACUCCUGUGCAAACCCAUUUCUCUAUGCCAUUUUUACUAAAGCGUUUCGAAGGGAUUUCUUCCUGCUGAUGAGCAAGCUGGGUUGCUGUAAGAGCCGAGCAGAACUUUACAGGAUGAAUUGCUUUUCUACUUAUACCUCCAACUGCAAGAAUGGCAGCUCAGCCACAGCACCCAACAAAGCCUCACAAGCACUGCUGCUCUUGUCGGUAUUAGAGAAGCCAUAUCGUCAGUACGAGACAAGAUGUCUUACAAUGAAAACUAAACCAGAGUGCCAGAAGAUGCAGUGCUUCACCAGCUGAAAUUACUCUAAUGACUAGGAACUAUUUCGUAUCAUCUUGAACAUUUCAUAGACUCAUAGAAUGGUUUGUGUGGGAAGCAAACACACAGCCCAUCUAGUUCCACCCCCCCGCCAUGGGGAGGGACACCUCCCACUGGAUCAGGUUGCUCAAAGCCCCAUCCAACCUGGCCUUGAACACCUACAGGUUUGGGGCAUCCACCGCUUCUCUGGGCAGCCUGGCUCAGUGCCUCACCACCCUCACAGGAAAAUAUUUCUUCCUAAUAUCCAAUUUCAUAAUAAAUAAAAACACCACUCAAUAGUCUUACGCAGUGUAACCGUUCUGAGAUUCAAAGUGGUGUUUUCUCUUUUCUUCUGUUGUAACAAAAGGCAAAACUCUUCUUUCAAGGAACCAGGGAAGCCCAGGAGUAGUCAAAGUGCUCUUGAAGUUAACAGGUAUUGUGACAACAGCAGUCUGGCUCCUUUCUCUCCAAAUCUGCUUCCCUAGAGUAUUUAGAGCCUGUCUGCUAAGUUGCGUCCCUUCUUUUUCCACUCUGCACUGGCAUUGUUGGGUUAAAGAAAGGGGCACUGAACUAAACGCUUCCCUUCUUUGCAUCAACAAAAACCUUCAAUUACCCAGCCACCUACACCUGGUUAUAGAAUAGUGUUCAAGGUUAGGUUGUAAACCUGUCCCCAAGGAGAAAAGCUGACCUGCUGACCCUUUGGUUAGUAGCGAUUUCACAGUUUACAUUAGGUCUCAAUCUGAGCUGGUAGGUAAUUUAAUUAAAAAAAUUAACCCAUAUACAACCAUGUAAAAUCUGAAAAUGACAAGAGAUGUAAAACCUCAGCUGCCACGCACAGGGCUCUGUUUUGUUAUUUAUCAUGUACACACAAAUCACCCAAGCUGUGAAGACUCCUGCUCAGCAGCAGGAUAGCUGAGCUGCCUGCACAGGUAAAUAAGCACUGCCUUAUUCUUCAGGGACAGCCUCAUGAAUCUUUCCAUCUGCCUACUCUCUGGUAUCACCAGUGCCAUUCCAGAUGCACUGGCGACUCCUCAGCACUCGCAGUCCAGCUCCUUUCCCAGCUGAUGAAGUAGAGUAGCUACUUUUUAGUGACUGUGUCUUCCCAUACAAAUCUGUCUUUUCUUUCACUAUGUGUUGCCUGAUGCUAAGGGUAAUCCAGGUUUGUGGCUGCUUUCCUAAUUUAAGUAAGAAUUGAACAUGGCUUCAUUAUUGAAGCAUAUUUACUGUGUGUCAAAUAAGCAGUCACCCUUCGUUUACUUGCCAUAAGCCACCACCACACUGUACUGAGGUUGGAGAUUCCCAUGUGUAAGUUCUUACCUGCAUUGUAUGGGCCAAACAAUCUGUACCGAGGGACAAGCUGCAUUGAAUGCCAGGUAAGAUCCUCACCGGAAUCUCCCCCAGAGACAUCCUAAGGUGGCCAGGAUCAGCACUGCCUGGCCUUCUGAAAAUGAGGGGCUGAUACUGGGAAGCUCAUGGUCCCGUAGGCAAAAAACAGAUGGAAAAACUGUGGGCUGUGAUUCAAGCCUCUUCUUAGAUAGCUUUAUUCUUGGCAGGUUGAUUACAUUGCCUCUGAUGGAAGAACACACACGUGCUUACAUUCCAUCAACAGUUAUUGAUGGCCAACAAAAGUGCAGACCGAUACAUAAGAAAAUGGUAUUAUUGCCAUCACUUUAAACAUCUUACAUUUUCCUUCAAGCCUGUGCCAGCAAAAGAGUAAAAUUCUUUGUUCCCAAGCACACCUCUUGUUACCAAACCACUGCACUACAAAUUAUAUUUGCUUCAUGUUAAUGAAAGUUACUUUUUACUAGUACUGGUUUAUCAUUAGCUUAUCAUUGUGCGAGUUAGAAAUAACAUCUCAGACCCUCUCACGUUCAGCUUGAUGCCAUUAUUUCACUCAGUGUCAGAGCUUGGUAAGUAAGCAUGGCUGUACUCUCGAGCAGUCCACACACACAGGGAACGAAGCACGACUGAGAACAGACUCUUGAAACUCUACAGUUUAACAAUCAGUAACAACUCCAUAAGAUGCACAUCUUUACACACACCAGCUCCUGAGCUUAGCAAUGAGCACACAGGACUCCUAUAGGAUGUUUAACUAGAACAGAAAGUAAAGACACUGCUGAAAACCACCACCUACAUGGCCUAAGGUUUCUCUGUACUGAGAACUCUCAAAACUGAUUUUCAAGACUCAUUUCUUUGGAUGACCCAUAUCCUGCACACAAUUUAGGACAUGGUAAAACAAUGUCUCAGUUGGAAAAUAACUGAUUUACGUUCAUUAUAUUUCAACAGGACAAGAGCUCGGAAGCCCACUCUUCCCAUCCACCCACCACACAACAUCAGGAAGUUACACGAGAGGGAAACAAGUUAGAUAUAGCAACUACUGAUGGUACCUGCUUUACAGAGCCACGUGGUAAAAGGGAAGACAAGAGCUAUGGGCAUUUGUCUUUUGGUAUCUACUGUAAGUUGAGCAAAAUCUACCAGUUAGAAAAUAAUCACUGGUUUAAAACAAACAACCCACAAACAACAGAAGUAAUUUAGUUUAUAUACUUCAUUUUGUCUACACACAUAAGCAAGGAGAGUGGUAAAAGCAAAGCUUUUAUAUUUAGAUUCAUGCUAAAGCUUCUCACACAAGUUACGCUUUUUAGUCUAUCUUGUCAUUUUUCGUAAACUCACCUUCUUUCUGGUGUAAAGUUUUAGACAUUUACUGAAGUAUCUUCACUAGCCAUAACUGGUACCACACACCUCUUCCCACAUCUGCAGCAACGUUGUCAGUAGUGACAAUCAAAAGCAUUAAUACAGUAAACUAUUCAGAUCAAAAACAUCCCAGUUUGAUCACUGCUCAAGUCACAGGCUACAGUAAUUACCUAACUGAGCUCACAUUUUAAUAAAAACCUUUUUUUCCAGUAUAAAAAUUUCUGACUUCAGAUGCUUUUAGUUGUAAAUAUCUU
Molecule: messenger RNA, 5208 nt
Organism: Cuculus canorus (common cuckoo)
Lineage: Eukaryota; Metazoa; Chordata; Aves; Cuculiformes; Cuculidae
Gene: LHCGR
Product: luteinizing hormone/choriogonadotropin receptor
Biological process (GO): ovarian follicle development; ovulation cycle process; phospholipase C-activating G protein-coupled receptor signaling pathway
Cellular component (GO): membrane
Molecular function (GO): luteinizing hormone receptor activity
Source: RefSeq, a predicted model, not a curated record